Molecule: messenger RNA, 3355 nt
Organism: Macrosteles quadrilineatus (aster leafhopper)
Lineage: Eukaryota; Metazoa; Arthropoda; Insecta; Hemiptera; Cicadellidae
Exons: 4
Coding region: 1629-2567 (312 amino acids)
Biological process (GO): DNA integration
Molecular function (GO): nucleic acid binding
Source: RefSeq, a predicted model, not a curated record
ACCAAGUUAUCCAAACUGAACACUAUCCUUUACCUCAACCCGAGGAUAUUUUUGCUUCAUUAUCUGGUUGUUCUGUGUUCUCUGUUAUUGAUUUACAGACAGCCUAUCUUCAACUGGAGGUCGCUGAGGAUUCACAGGAGUUGUUAACCUUGGCAACACAUAAAGGAUUAUUUCGUCUUACUCGUUUGCCAUAUGGCCUAUCCAGUGCACCUGCUUUGUUUCAGGCAGCUAUUGAUGAGAUAAUUAAAAAUCUUCCCGGUACGGUAGCGUACCUUGAUGAUGUCUUGAUUGGCGGACAUUCAUACCCUGAAGCAGUGUCUAGGUUGGAGCAAGUUCUUCAACGCUUCCAAGAAUACGGAGUGAAGGUUAACGAUAGUAAAUGCAAAUUUUUACAACCUGUUGUAGACUAUUUAGGUUAUAGGUUGUCGGCUGAAGGUAUAAGUCCACGAGAAGGGCUAGUGGAAGCCAUCAAGGAUGCCCCGGAACCAGCAAGUAAGGAGGAGUUGAGAUCAUAUAUAGGACUCAUUAAUUACUAUGGUAGAUUUAUUUCCAAUCUCUCUGAUAAGCUGAACUGUUUCUAUGAGUUGUUGAAAAAGGAUGUUCCUUUUGUUUGGUCUAGGAAAUGUGCUGAAACUUUUAAACAGAGUAAACACUGGGUGUUAUCUUCUGAUAUUCUUGUACAUUAUGAUGUCAAUAAGCCACUAGUGCUUACAUGUGAUGCAAGCCCUCGAGGCGUGGGGGCGGUGUUGUCCCAUUUGAUUGAUGGCGAAGAGAGGCCUAUUGCUUUCGCCUCUAAAACUCUAAGUCAAAGUGAGAAAAAUUAUUCUCAGCUUCAUAGGGAAGCUCUAGCAUUAGUAUUUGGUGCUAAGAAAUUUCAUAAGUAUAUUUACGGGAGAAAACAUGUCAUAUUACAGAGUGACCACCAGCCGUUGGCUACUAUCUUUGGCUCAAAGCGAGGAACCCCAAGCCUAGCCGCAGCGCGCCUACAGAGAUGGGCCCUGAUUUUGGCUUCGUAUGACUUCGAAGUGAGAUAUCGCAAGGCGUCUGAUGUGCCACAUGCCGAUGCCUUAUCCCGGUUGCCGUUACCGGCAAGUGAUUCACUGGAACUGGAAAACAACUUUAUCUCGCACACUCAGGAAUGCGUGGAGGUACUAAACUGCUUCAGCACGGUGAGUACCGAAUCACCUAUCACUUCUAAGGAAAUUGCUAAAUUCACUGGUACUGAUCCUAUAUUAUCUAAAGUAAGAGAUUAUGUUUGGCACGGCUGGCAUGGCGCUGUGGAUAAAGAGUUAUUGCCUUAUGUAAAAAGGAAAGAUGAACUUUCUGUGGAUAGUAAUUGUCUUCUGUGGGGGGCCCGUGUGGUCAUUCCGACAAAAUUGAGGAAUCAAGUUUUAGAAUUGCUUCAUGAUCAACAUCCAGGCAUUACACGGAUGAAGCUGUUAUCACGUAGCUAUGUGUGGUGGCCCGGUAUAGAACAAGGUAUUGAAGAAACAGUGUCUUCUUGCUAUAUUUGUCAGUGUACGAGGAAUGCAGCUCCAAAAGUCCCUCUCCAACAGUGGCCCCGUGUGUAGGGCAGAUGGCAACGGGUGCACAUAGAUUUCGCUGAAGAUACUAAUUCUAGGCAACAAAUGUUAGUACUAGUAGACAGUUUUUCCAAGUGGAUCGAGGUGUUUGUUAUGAAAUCUACUAGUUCUCUCAAGACCAUUGAGCGUCUCCGUUCACUUUUUGCAUCGUAUGGGCUUCCGGACACUCUAGUAUCUGAUAAUGGCCCUUCUUUUACAAGUUUUGAGUUCAAAGAAUUCUUAAAGAAGAAUGGAGUAAGGUUUGUCUUAUCACCUCCUUAUCAUCCUGCGUCAAAUGGUGCGGCCGAGCGGUGCGUUCAAGAAGUGAAGAAGAACCUGUUGAGACAGGUGUUGAGUGAAGGUGGUACUGGUUCUCUGACUUUGCAACAUAAACUUGAUAACUUCCUAAUGACAUACAGAAAUACACCUAACACUGUAACAGGACUUACCCCGGCAGAAUUGUUUCUCAACUGGAAACCAAAAACUAGGCUUGCACUUCUCAAACCUAACCUCAACGCUCGUAUUGACACGAACCUGGACAGACAGAAGGAGAGUUCGGAUAGGCAUAGGGGAAGGGCAAGAUCCUAUGAAGUUGGAGAGAAAGUGUUCGUCAAAACUGUCAGGCAGGAGAAAAUUGAUUGGGUACCUGGAAAAGUUCUGGAAGUAAAAAGUUCUGUAAUAUAUCUUGUUAGUGUAUUGGGAAAAGUUAGGCGUUGCCAUGCUGACCACCUCAGGUCUAGAGUGAACAUGGAAGAGGAGGGGAUAGCAGUGCCAAGUUGUGAGCCAAGGUCUCCCAUGAAACCAGUACUUCCUGAGCGAGGGGAAACUUCAGAGGACAAGGAGAGGCAACAAGUUUCGCCCAGGCGGCAAUCUCCAUUGAAGGACUCUGAGACUGCAGCGGUCCAGCCAAGACAUGAAGACUCACCUGCGGUAGUGCAGUGCAGCCCGCCCAAUCUUAGAAGGUCAAAAAGGACAAUACAAAAGCCUGAAAAGCUAGACCUUUAAGCUAUUCAGGCAGAAGUGAGAAGAGUUUAUUUUAGUUUUAUGAGAAGAAAUUUUAAGUUGGAAUCAAGGUUUAAUUAAUAAAAAUGAAAAAAAAGAAAUUUUUAUGAAGAGAAAGUUUUAUGUUGGAAGAGUAUGUUAUUUGUGGUCUUACAGCAGUAGUGUGGGCCUAAUCUAAAUGGUGGCGAGUGUAAUAUAGUAGCAAUAGGAUCAUAUUAGAUUAUUAGUAACCGGAAACAGAUUAAGUUACUGGGUGGCUGCACUGCCUACAUCGGCGUGGAGCUCCCUGAUUGGCUGCCGAUCGGUCAAGGAGUUUUCCGUCUUGAUGAUCGUCACUUCAAGUCUAGCAAGACAGAAAUCAACCACAUUGAUAUUGAGAUUGACUUCUUGUUCACCUUCUUAUGAUUGGUCCAGUAGCUUUUGCACCACUUCUAGUUGCUUUGCAUGGUAUCUGCUAGUGCCAGUUCUGACCAUUAAACCAGUGUCUCUGAUUAAAGAGAUGGAUGCACCCUCCUUCAGAAGGCGCUGAAAGGAAUACUAAUUAUAGGCCGCUGUACUCCGUAGAAGAACUUAAGGAAGAGCACCUAGUGAGAUAAGUGUAUGUCUGCCAUAUCAUCCGUUAAACAGCCAGGUUUUUGAAGGAAGAAAGAUGUAGCCCCAGCUCUGGACAAAAAUAUUAUGGAGAAGGUUGGCCGCUGUACAGGGCAGCUAUAGUUAUUAUUAUAUGUUGCCUUUUAUUGUUAUGUACUGUUUUUAUACUUUACCAAUAAACCUUAUAUUUAUCUAGAGCA